UAAUGAUACAAUGGAUUUCGAUGAAAGCAAACCGUUUAUCUAUGAUAUGCCGGUUAUUGUCCGCGAAUUUAUAGCCGAAGUUUUGGGAACAUUCGUUCAAAUUUUAUUAGGACUGUGCUCUCUGUUUGUGGUCAACAUAUUGCCCAGUUAUGCGACCAGAAUUUAUACAGAAUCGGGUUAUGAAUACUGUAAAAGUCUACCAAAAAAUGAUACGUCUUGUUUGGGCCGAAGACAGUCUACAAUAGUUUAUAAUAUUGAUUUAGUUGGCCUUAAGAUAAUAAUGAUUGCCUUUACGUGGGCUUCCGGUACGUUUGCUGGACUUGUCUUGUCGUUACCGAUAUCCGGUGGUUAUCAUAACCCUGGUAUCAGUAUUGCAAUGGCCACUCUUUCACGUUUGAGUUGGAAAAGUCUGUUACAUUUGCUACCGGCCCAGUAUUUAGCUGUUAUUCUAAGUGCCGGUUCCACACAUCUAAUGUUUUAUGAAUAUAUGCCAACCCCUGAACUAAAAGAGUUUUACAUCGGUUACGCAAUGAUACCGUCACCUCAUAAGGAAAUCAAUGGACUGACAAUGUCUUUCAUCGAUAGUUUUAUUUCAUGUUUUCUCUAUUCGUUGGUAUUGUUCGCCACAUUAGACACAAAAGGCAAUCCAAUGGGCCGUCACUUUCAGCCCAUUAUGUGUUCAUUUUUUCUCUUCAGUCUUAUCUUUUUUCAUGUGAUCAACAAAAACGGAGUUCCUUUUAAUCCGGCACGCGAUUUAGGGACACGACUGUACGCGGCUUUUAUAGUGGGCUUUGAAAAGGCUUUCGGACAAUUUUCUUAUUUGUUUUGGUUAUCACAACAAUUGUCAACAGUAUUAGGCUUUAUAUGCGGCGCUUGGAUUUACGUCACCUUUUUUGGUCUACCGGAGACCACUCUAGUACUCGGAGACGAACCUAACAAAAAAGUGUCAGAUUAUCAUAAAAUUAAGACAACUGUCAAUCAAAAGUCAGAUAAAACCAUAAAAAGUCCUUAA
Messenger RNA from Oppia nitens, 1012 nucleotides. RefSeq lists its product as uncharacterized. Gene Ontology annotation, biological process: glycerol transmembrane transport. NCBI's taxonomy places the organism in Eukaryota, Metazoa, Arthropoda, Arachnida, Sarcoptiformes, Oppiidae. Gene Ontology annotation, cellular component: plasma membrane. The coding region runs from base 11 to 1012 and encodes 333 amino acids. Gene Ontology annotation, molecular function: glycerol channel activity. The transcript has 6 exons. The record is from RefSeq and is a predicted model, not a curated record.